CCCGGCUGCUGGGAGCGAGGCUCGUCCCGGGGCGGGUCCCCUCGGUGGCUCUGAGCUCGAUUGCUCAGUGGAGCGGCCGCUCGGCGCUGGAUUGAGCGGCCUGGGCCCUCGCGCCGCGGCAGUGCCCCCAGGAGUCCGUGGGCCCCGUCCGUCCGCCAUGGGGCUCCUGUCGGACCCGUACCGCAGGCGGGCGCUGUCCCGGCUCAUCCUCCGCCUCAACACCCCGCUCUGCAUUCUCAGCUACCUGGCUGGACUGGGCUGGUUCUUGGGCCUGGCCUCCCCACCCUUCACCCUGCGCUCAUACAUGUCAGAGAACGCCAUGGGCUCCACCAUGGUGGAGGAGCAGUUCGUGUUUGGCGAGAGGGCACUCUCCUACGCCCGUGAGUUCGCUGGCCACAAGAAGAAGGUGGGGGGGAUCCCCGUGGCCUGGCUGGAGAAGACAAUGUGGAACCUGGGCCUGGAGGUUUAUAAGCAGCCCUUCUCCCGCACUCUGCCCUUCCCCGACGAGACACGCGAAAGAUACAUGGUGAAGGGUACGAAUGUGUACGGGAUCCUGCGGGCACCACGUGCGGCCAGCACAGAGUCCUUGGUCCUGAGCGUGCCCUGUAGCAUGGGGCAGCACAACAACCAGGCCGUGGGGCUCAUGCUGGCCUUGGCUUCCUACUUCCGGGGUCAGAUUUACUGGGCCAAGGACAUCAUCUUCCUGGUGAACGAGCACGACCUGAUCGGCAUGGAGGCCUGGCUGGAGGCCUACCAUGAUGUCAACGUCACCGAGGUGCUCUCCUCGGGGAUGCUGGGCCGGGCCGGAGCCAUCCAGGCGGCUGUCUCGCUGGAGCUGAGCAGCGACGUCAUCACCAGCUUCGAUGUGGCCGUGGAGGGGCUGAACGGGCAGCUGCCCAACCUGGACCUGGUCAACCUCUUCUACGCCUUCUGCCAGAAGAACGGGCUGCUGUGCACCAUCCAGGGCAAGCUGCAGCGCACGGACUGGGACACGCUGCCGGCCUAUGUGCAUAGCCUGCAGACCCUGCUGCUCAUGGUGCUGAAGCAGGGCUCCGGCCGGCCCCAGGGCGACCAUGGCCUCUUCCUGCGCUACCAUAUCGAGGCCAUCACUGUGCGUGGCAUCAACAGCUUCCGGCAGUACAAGUACGACAUGGGCACCGUGGGCAAGACGCUGGAGGGGAUGUUCCGCAAGCUGAACAACCUGCUGGAGCGCUUGCACCAGUCCUACUUCUUCUACCUGCUGCCCUCGCUCGCACGCUUCGUCUCCAUCGGCGUCUACAUGCCGGCCGUCGGCGGCCUCGUCCUCGUCCUCGUCCUCAAGGCCCUCGACCUGUGGAUGAAGCUGAGUAAAUGUGAUGCGGGUGCCGAAGAGCCGCUCUGCGAUGGAGACAAGGGUGCUGCCCACGCUGCCGCCGAGGAGUCGCGGCCUGGCCUGCUCACCCUGGUGCCACCUCUGCUGAUCUGCCAUGCCACAGGCCUCACCCUCUACUUCCUGCCUGUGCUGGGCCAGCACGUGGCCACCCAGCACUUCCCCGUCUCAGAGUCGGAGGCCGUGGUGCUGACGGUCACGGCCGUCUACGUGGCCGGGCUGGCGUUGCCACACAACACGCCCAGGGUGCUGACUGGCUGUGGGAGUGAACGCGGCUGGAUGACCCUGAAGCUUCUGUCCCUGCUGUACCUGGCCAUGCAGCUGGGCUGCAUUGCCCUUAUUAACUUCUCCCUGGGCUUCCUCCUGGCUGUCACCAUGGUGCCCGUUGCAGCCAUCGUCCAGCCCAAAGGCCCCAAGUAUCUGUAUGCAGUGCUACUGGUCCUGGUCACUCCAGCUGUCACCCUCCUACUCAGCAUCGUCCUGUACCAGGAGCUGAUCGAGUACCCCGUCUCGGCGCUGGAGUGCUGGCAGCUCUUCCUGCAGGCUGUGUCUGAGGGCCUGCUGGACCACUACCUCUACGGCUCCAUAGUCUUUCCCUUCAUCGCCCUCUUCGUCUACCCCUGCUGGCUGCUGCUCUGGAAUGUGCUCUUCUGGAAGUAGCUGGGCCCCUCUGCCUGGCCCUAUGUCUCCUGGGGGAGGAGGCUGCUGACUGGGCCCCCGCCUGGCAACUGGAUCCCAGGAUCUGGGUCUUGCCCUGGAGCCAUCCCAUGUUCUCAGGCUGGAGCCUUGCACCUUUGUUCUGGAGGGAGAAGGCUGUUCUGGGGCCUGCAGCAGGAGUCAGUUCCCCUCCCUUGUGCUCAGUGGCCUCAAGAGGGCCUGGGGUGCCUACUGCCUGCAUUCCACUGAACUCAGCUGUCCUUGGGCUUCGCAUGCUGGGACCUUUGCCUUCGGGGGGCAGCUGCCAGCUGGUGCACGGGGGAGGGGACACGGCACCGGGCUGCGGGCAUGGGAGCAGGGAUGCUUUGGCCUUGCUUGUUCCCACAGACAGAAGGCAGAUGGGGGGGGCUUAGGCUGGGAGAAGCAGGAGGCAGUACUGGAGAGGCAGGUCCCCUUGAGUCCAAUUAGGUAGGGGAGUGGAGGGUGCUCCCCACUCUUCCUCAUGCAUGGGCUGGAUAUGCCUUCCUCAGCAUUGGGGGAGGAGAGGAGUGGGGCAUUCAGGUUUGCACACUCCUCCACUGUAUACAGGUGGGCCAGGCCCCCACAGCAGCCAGCAGACUGGGCUGGGGGAAUCCACAGGGAUUGGAAAGGCAAGUGUGUGCCAGGAGUGUUCAUCUUUGUAAUAAAAUAAGAAGAAAAGCCUU
Caretta caretta (loggerhead turtle) is the source of this 2730-nucleotide messenger RNA. It is a transcript of the gene GPAA1, whose product is annotated as glycosylphosphatidylinositol anchor attachment 1. Lineage: Eukaryota; Metazoa; Chordata; Testudines; Cheloniidae. The record is from RefSeq and is a predicted model, not a curated record. Gene Ontology annotation, biological process: attachment of GPI anchor to protein. Gene Ontology annotation, cellular component: GPI-anchor transamidase complex; membrane.